Molecule: messenger RNA, 1869 nt
Organism: Fukomys damarensis (Damara mole-rat)
Lineage: Eukaryota; Metazoa; Chordata; Mammalia; Rodentia; Bathyergidae
Product: protein FRA10AC1
Exons: 15
Coding region: 616-1560 (314 amino acids)
Biological process (GO): dephosphorylation
Molecular function (GO): phosphatase activity
Source: RefSeq, a predicted model, not a curated record
GGAGGAGAGGGGAAAGGGAGAGGCUGAUUUGAGGCUGAGAUGCUGCCUGAGUGUGCUCUGAGGAGGCGUUACUAAGGUUACUAGGAAGAACGGCUAGUGAUAGGCAGGCAGGCUUUUUCUUCUAAAACAAAAUAUAUUUUUAAGUGACGGGCGUAGGCUGAGCUGCAGGCAGUAUCUCACGGUAUUACAUGGUAGACUCUGAGAAGGGAAAGAAUGGAGCCCCAGGAAAAACGUGGAGGUUGCACUUCGUGUAAGGCGACCAGUUUACGCUUCCCCGUCCGGGCCUUUUCUUCUGUCACCCUUGUUUCCCGUAGGUGUCCUGGUUGUAGCACAAAAUCGACGUUCCCGGGGACGGUGCCUUUUGGGUGUGACACGCGGCCAAGUCAGACCGGAAGCGGCUCCGGGUCGGACCCCAUCGGAGAGGAGAGGAGUAAGCGGCGGCCUUAGUAGCGGUGAUGCGCUGCGCGGCCUUGGCCGAAGGGGUCGGCCUGUAACUCAGGCUCUUCGGGCUGUCGGCGGUCGCUGAAGCUGCCCCAACUCAGCAGAUUCCGGAAAUACUCGGCGUCUUCGUUUUCGAAAUUCUCUGACUCUUGUCAGUUGAUUUCGUAGCUUGAAAUGCAUGGUCAUGGGGGCUAUGACUCUGAUUUUAGUGAUGAUGAACAUGGUGGAGAAUCUAGCAGAAGGAAAAAAAGGAAAAUUGAAGACGAUGUAUUGCUCAAAAAGCCAUUUCAGAAAGAAAAACAUGGAAAGGUGGCCAAUAAACAAGUUGCAGCAGAAUUGCUGGAUAGGGAAGAAGCAAAAAAUAGAAGGUUUCAUCUCAUAGCUAUGGAUGCUUAUCAAAGGCAUACAAAGUUUGUAAAUGACUAUAUUUUAUACUAUGGUGGCAAAAAAGAAGACUUCAGGCGUUUGGGGGAAAAUGACAAGACAGACUUAGAUGUUAUACGAGAAAAUCAUAGAUUCCUAUGGAAUGAAGAAGAUGAAAUGGAGAUGACUUGGGAGAAAAGACUUGCAAAGAAAUACUAUGAUAAAUUAUUCAAGGAAUAUUGCAUAGCAGAUCUCAGUAGAUACAAAGAAAAUAAGUUUGGAUUUAGGUGGCGAGUAGAAAAAGAAGUAAUUUCAGGAAAAGGUCAGUUUUUUUGUGGAAAUAAAUGUUGUGAUACAGAAGAAGGCUUAAAGAGUUGGGAAGUUAAUUUUGGUUAUAUUGAGCAUGGUGAAAAAAGAAAUGCACUUGUUAAAUUAAGGUUAUGCCCAGAAUGUUCUUUUAAAUUAAAUUUUCACCACAGGAGAAAAGAAAUCAAAUCAGACAAAAGAAAAGCCAAAAUCAAAAAAGACUAUGAAAAGUCAUCACAUAAAAAAUCCGUAUUAUCUCCAGAAGAAGUUUCCAAGAAGAAAAAUAAAGGCCAUUCAUCUUCAAAGAAAUCAGAAGAUUCUGUAAAUAAAAUCUCUGAUGAGGAAGAAAGUGCUUCAGAGUCUGAGCUUUGGAAAGGUCCACUACCAGAAACAGAUGAAAAAUCACAGGAAGAAGAAUUUGAUGAAUAUUUUCAGGAUUUGUUUCUAUGAGACAGGAGAGAAAAACCUGCAUUCCAUAGUGUGGAAGCUCAUUUUGGAAUUUCAUAAAAGUUUUAUCUGCAAGUUGCAGCUUGAGUGGUUGGUCUUUGGAAAUAAAAAUUCAGCCACUCUCAGGAUGUCCAGUGCUUCAGAAGUUUAUUAGUUAUGUAAGAGACACAUUUUCCUGUCCCUUAUAUAUCUUUUCAAUUGCUUGUCUACAAGUGUUUCAUCUCUAGGCCCUCAAUAUACACUGUAUCAUUUUAAGUGAUAUUUAAUCUUGGGAUGAUUAGCAUAAUAAACUGCAAAAUAAGUAAGUGAAUG